Neltuma alba is the source of this 1505-nucleotide messenger RNA. RefSeq names its product probable indole-3-pyruvate monooxygenase YUCCA5. The record is from RefSeq and is a predicted model, not a curated record. The coding region runs from base 1 to 1269 and encodes 422 amino acids. Gene Ontology annotation, molecular function: NADP binding; flavin adenine dinucleotide binding; N,N-dimethylaniline monooxygenase activity. NCBI's taxonomy places the organism in Eukaryota, Viridiplantae, Streptophyta, Magnoliopsida, Fabales, Fabaceae. The transcript is spliced from 3 exons. Gene Ontology annotation, biological process: auxin biosynthetic process.
AUGGAUAAUUUGUUUCGCUUCCUUGAUCCCCAAGACUUGUCUUCCCGCCGAUGUGUUUGGGUCAAUGGUCCUGUGAUUGUCGGAGCCGGACCAUCUGGUCUCGCCACAGCCGCGUGUCUCAGAGAACAAGGCGUUCCCUCCAUGGUUCUCGAAAAAGCUGAUUGCAUCGCCUCUCUCUGGCAACACAGAACCUACGACAGAUUGAAGCUUCAUCUUCCUAAGCAAUUCUGUCAACUUCCUAAACUUCCAUUUCCUGAGCACUACCCUGAGUACCCCACUAAGAGGCAGUUCAUCGACUACCUCGAAUCUUAUGCCAAGCACUUCGAUAUCAACCCUCGAUUCAAUGAGUGUGUUCAGUCCGCUAGGUACGAUGAGACCAGCGGCUUGUGGAGGGUCAAGACUGUUUCCUCCAACGGCGAGAUGGAAUAUAUUUGCCGUUGGCUGGUGGUGGCCACCGGUGAGAAUGCCGAGCGUGUCGUGCCUGACAUUGAAGGGUUGGGGGAAUUCAAAGGCGAAAUCGUUCACGCUUCUGAGUACAAGUCGGGGGAGAGUUUCAGGGGAAAGAAAGUGCUCGUUGUCGGGUGUGGCAAUUCUGGCAUGGAGCUCUCACUUGACCUCUGCAACCACAGUGCUUCUCCAUCAAUGGUUGUUCGUAGCUCGGUUCAUGUACUGCCCAGAGAAAUCUUUGGCAAAUCUACGUUCGAAUUGGCUGUUUUCAUGAUGCAAUGGCUACCCCUUUGGCUCGUGGACAAGAUCCUAGUGAUCUUGGCAUGGUUGGUGCUGGGUAACAUGGAGAAAUACGGGCUUAAAAGGCCAUCCAUGGGUCCAUUGGAGCUAAAGAACACCCAGGGCAAAACCCCUGUUUUGGACAUCGGCGCUCUGGAGAAAAUAAGAUCCGGAGACAUUAAGGUUGUGCCAGGAAUCAAGAGGUUCAACAAUAACGAGGUUGAACUCUACAAUGGGGAAAAGCUUGACAUUGAUGCAGUGGUGCUUGCCACAGGAUAUCGCAGCAGUGUUCCUUAUUGGCUGCAGGAAGGUGAAUUUUUCUCAAAGAAUGGAUACCCAAAGAGACCAUUUCCUCAUGGGUGGAAAGGAAAUGCUGGGCUUUAUGCAGUUGGGUUUACAAGGAGAGGGCUAUCCGGAGCUUCAUCUGAUGCUGUGAAAAUUGCUCAAGAUAUUGGCAAUGUCUGGAAACAAGAGAUAAAGCAAGUGAAGCAGCGUACAACUGCCCGCCAUAGACGAUGCAUUUCAUGCAUCUCCCAGUUCUAAGUCAACAAAACGUGAAGCCAAUUCAAUUUACUCCUCACAGUGUUGUGUUUCGUAGUCAGGAAUUUGUUACUGUAUAAACAAAUAACAGCAUCUCACAAAACAAAGAAAUAAAAAAUAUACUCAUAUAAAAGCGGACAGCAGAGCCCUCUCCCAAGGCCCAGGUUUUUGUUUGGGCGUUUUUUAACACCAGGAUGAUGAGGCUUCUUUUUUUAGGCUUUUUAAAGUUGUUUUCCUCC